CCCAUUUGAUGGGGCAUUGCGGUUGUAAAAUGGGGGUUUUCAAGGAAUAACGGUGGCGUAGGGGAAAUUGAGACGAGCCAAACAGAGAAAAGAAUAACUCAGCCAUGACCAACAAGGCAGUCAGCCGCAGCGACAAUUUCAGUAGGAUUAUUUCUGCAGUCAGAUUCGAAAUAUCCCGCGCAAUGUGUGUCGGCGCUGUUUUUCUGUUCGGAGUAGCCGCGCCUUGGUGCUGCAGAGGACGCCGAAGUCGGAACUACGCGCGGAGGAACACCAGCCUUCGGAGCGCGCGCGCGCGCGUUGAAAGCUGCGAUCGAACAGCCAUUUGCCAGCGACGGCACAUUCUUCUACCGUGGUUGAUGUUUCUCACUGCUUUGAACCCCCAAGACUCCACGGACUGCGGCUGCGGUCGUUUCAUUGCCAACUGUGACGAUGAAGCAGCUUCAUGGCCGGAGAUCGGGCGCCUCCCAUCAGUUUCCCUUUUCAGCAAUAGAGGCCUUGGAGGCCUUUCUACCUGCGUUGCAUCCUGUGGCUGGACCACUCCAACGAUCUCGGCAGAAUCGUUACACAGGAAGAAGUCUGGCUGGCCCCAAGCCUGGUGCAAAAUGAAGAAAUGGCACUCCACAUCAAUUCAUGUUUACUUGUCGUCAUAACCAGUCUGUUAGCUUAAUUUUUGGUUCUUCCUAUUGAAUUCUCAAGAAAGGUACCAACUCUGUCAUUCAUUGAAGACAAAUUUUUGCACUUGGGGAUGCAGCCAUGCACAAAGCCUUUGAGCUCAUUAAUAUCUUUAUUUUUAAAGAAAGUGCAGCUCCUGCGUGGAGCAAUAGGUUGAAUAAGACGAGGGUAAAUGAAAAGAUGGCGAAAUUAGUCAUCAACAGUUGUCCAACAAAGGAAGUCUCAAGCUGGAGGCAACAUCUUUGCAAGAGAACCAAAUGGCUCCAGCCUGAGACAUUCGUUGUUCAACCUGGCAAGUCUCCUUCUCGAAACAUUUCCUCUAGCCUGAGACCUAUAUCCUUUCCACCACCCUUGACCAACAAUACACCUAUACAUUUGGCAACCCGUGGAAAGGUAGCAAAUUCACAUUCAAGGAAAGGGAAUGUAGUGUGCACCCUGGAAGGUACCAUGAACAGUAUUUUAUUUACUUAAUGAAAUGCAGAUUUGCUAUCCAAUUACUUUAUAUUGAUCCUUUUUUAUAAUUGGACAGCAUGGUUCCUCAGAGAGAAUAAUAAUUCGAAGCUCACACAAUUUUGCUCCUUUAUGCCCGUUAAAUCUGUCCUGGUUGCUACACUAUCAGCCCUGUCUGCAAUUGCAUAGCAGUGUUUUGAGCAUGCAUCCAAAUUCAAAAGAAUAGUUAGGCUUCUACCUCAGAAUGUUUGCUACUGUGUUGCAGCUCGAAUUUUAUGUCUAGGUGGUCACUGUGAUGCCAUGUGCUUUUUAAAUAAGACCAAUAUGCUAUUUGAAGGGCAAUUAAAUGCAAUCUCAAAUGACCUCAGCUCGGGGAAUGACACAAUUGGAGGUCAAUGUGAUAAGGAGGAUUUGAUUUCUGAAAACAAGGCACUUAAACGGGAGAAAGCAUGACUAAUUUCGUCUAAAGAUGCUGCUAUUGGAUAUGAUCAGGGAAGGUACUUGUUCGUGGCUGCAUUUGCAACAUGUUACAUUGCUGGCUUUAUAUAUUGCACUGGGUACAGUGAAAUGUUGCUGCUUGCACAAUAUUCAACUAAACAUGGUAGCCAUGCUAAUGUGUCCAUGCAGAACACAACUCAUCCACUAAUAUGGACUACAGUGGAAUCUCGAUAAACGAAAAUCGCUUCGAAACUGCCGCUUAAAUAGGACACCAUCCUGAUAAUUGGUUGGCUCUCUGCAAUGUCUCUCAGUUAAUAUAAUGCCUGGUAAAUGGAACCAAUUUCCCUGGCACCUUGAGGCUCCAUUUAAAGAGCACCCACUGUGAAAAUAUAGGGGGGAUCGUGUUUGGAACUUUCGUAAAUGUAGUCUUAAACAAAACCGCAUUUCAGUGGGAGCGAAAUGCAAAAGCACCCGUGUACUUAGGUGCAUGUUAAAGAACCCCAGGUUGUCCAAAUUAAUUCGGGGUUACUCGCUAUGGCAUGUGUCAUAAUCAGAAGGUGGGUUCUGGUUCGUAAAAUACAAUAAUUUUUAAUAGCUUGCUCAGAAAUCCAGCACUAAAUUAUGUAGCUCGUUUGUGUGAUGAGUCCCAAUUUCUUAAUUUAGUACUUUGACAUUUAUCAUAUUUGUGUGCUAGUCCAUGCAAAAUACCACUGAUCGGCCUCAUUAUACCAGCCACUGUUAAUUAGGAAUGGCUUAGUCAAACAACUUAAACUUACAGCACAAACACCUAAGACGAACCACAAAAGGAAGAUACGACACACACUGGUGCUAACAACUUCUUUAUUUCUUCGUCGUCGAUGCAAUAUAAACCCUAGGCCACACUACCGCGCAGG
This is a messenger RNA of Dermacentor andersoni, 2453 nucleotides long. The record is from RefSeq and is a predicted model, not a curated record. NCBI's taxonomy places the organism in Eukaryota, Metazoa, Arthropoda, Arachnida, Ixodida, Ixodidae.